UUAAAGAGGUGCGCCGACCAGACGGCACUGACUUUCUCCGUUGAAGAAUCAGCGAGAUGAAGAGCAGCGCCAACCCGGCACCAUGCGCUCCAGGCUCCCACGGACCGCCUGCCUAUUGCGACUCAUUGCACUCUGCAUCCUUCUCUCGCACACUGCAGCUUAUUUUGGGCUGACAGGUCGGGAACCUUUGGUGUUUUUACCGGGUCCGUUCUCCAAUGAAGCUCCUACAGGCAAGGCCCAUCUGAAGCAGUGCGAGCAGAUGACUCUGACCAAGCGGCAAAAGAGACUGUGUCGCAGGGAACCUGGUCUAGCCGAGACGCUGCGUGAGUCAGUGCGCCUCAGCCUGCUGGAGUGUCGAUAUCAGUUCAGGAAUGAGCGCUGGAACUGCAGUCUGGACGGCCGCGGAAGCCUUCUGAAAAGAGCAUUCAAGGAGACCGCCUUCCUCCUGGCAGUGUCCUCUGCCGCGUUGACCCAUGCCCUCGCCAAAGCGUGCAGCUCAGGUCGAAUGGAGAGGUGCACAUGUGACGAUUCCCCUGGCAUCCAGCAUCGAGAAGCGUGGCAGUGGGGGGUCUGCGGCGACAACCUGAAAUACAGCACCAAGUUCCUCAAGAAGUUCCUCGGCCAAAAGAGGGUCAGCAAGGACCUGAGGGCUCAGGUCGACACCCACAACAUCAACGUCGGAAUUCGGGCAGUGAAGAGCGGUCUGAAGACAACCUGCAAGUGUCACGGUGUCUCCGGUUCUUGUGCCGUACGGACUUGCUGGAAACAGCUCUCUCCGUUCCAUGACACCGGGCGGCUGCUGAAGUACCGGUAUGACACCGCAGUGCGAGUGCUGAGUGUCACCAACACAGCCACCGGGGAGACAGAGCUGGCGGGGCCCCGUCGCCACGGCCAGAGCCUGCGCACUACUGACCUGGUCUACCUGGAGGACUCCCCCAGCUUCUGCAGACCCUCCCGAUACUCUCCGGGUACAGGCGGCCGCUCGUGCGCCAAAGACACCAGCUGUCAGAGUCUGUGCUGCGGGCGCGGUUACAACACAGCCAUGCGCCUCACUAGCCUGUCCUGCCACUGCCAGGUACGCUGGUGCUGCCAAGUGGAGUGUCAGACAUGUGUCAGAGAGGAGGAGGUGUACACCUGCAAAAACGCAUAAGCAGGGGACAGAAAUGAUGUAGUAUGUGAAGACUUGCAAAAAAAAAAGAAAAGAAACGAAUGAUCCAUUGAGUCAGUGGAAAAUGUGUGAGAGACAAAGCGUUUUGAGGUGAUCGUCAUUGAUCUUCAUUUUCAUCAUUCACAUAUCAACAUGGCUGACCUUUAAUCUCCUAUAGACACUGAGGGAUCUCACAUCAGAGACGUGUCGUCACAGAUUCUGAGUUGCAUGUUAUUUUGACAGGAAUAUAGAAUUGUAACAUUAUAAUAUCGCUGGUUAUUUGCUAAUCAUCACCGAUUUGAUAUGCAGCAGCUUAGGUGAGCUACUCUGCUUUUUCCUCACUGGAUGCACUGAAAUCCCACUCUUCUCGGGAAGGAGGGAAACGAGCUCUUAAAACAGGUACUGGACUGGACGUCACCAGCAGUACGACGCCGACCCCGUCUGCAGGAGUCCUCUGACAGUGACUUUGUUGUAUUGUAAUUGUGUUGGCCCCUUCCACUUUUUAUUAUUUUUACUAUUUAUUGUAUCAUUCAUUGUGUCUGUCGUACUGCUGCUUUAUACUUUAACCCUCUUGUAACCGAGUGGUGCCACUAAGGCUAAAAAGGCCUUAAAAGGAAUCAACCUGUCUGUCUUUCUGUCUGCUGUGUUGCAUUUUCUGCUGUGGAGAAUGUUUAUGAGUAAAAAGCACUUACAUUGCUCUUGCUACAUAUGAUACAUAGUGUGUAAUUAAUCAUAGAAAUUAGAAAAAAGCGUUAAAUGUAUGUUUAAAUGUCUAAAUUUAAUCACUGGAAGCCUUGAGGGGUGGUUGAUGCCACUAAUAUACAUUGUAACUACUUGCAUUAACAGGAUUACUGUGUAAAGAAACAAGCUGGGUUUCAGUUGCUCUUAUGGAAAUGUCUAUGGAAAUCUCUACAUGUAGCCUAAUGUGUGCUUAGCAGAACAAAGAGAAACAGUCAGGGGUAAUAGUGGGGGAAACACCAAACAACGUCUGCUAAAAAGAAUGAAGAAAACGUUAAUUUCUAAACAUACCAGUCCUCUUCUUCUAUUCCUUCUAUUUAUAGAGGCACACACUAUGCUACACUUUCAAGUUUAAAAUUGCCCUGACUGAAUCAUUUGGUCUUCAAAGUCUAAUUAAGCCACAUCUUUGUUCUAAAUGCCUUUGAAGUGGGCUAAUCAUGCUCCUUAUUUUCCCCAAAUUGCUAAUCAAAGAAAAUCACUGUGUUUACUCCCUUAUCCUCAUACCCAAGACGACUCUAUGCGUCCAAGAAUGCAGGUCAAAAGUGCACGUUGGACCCAAAAGCUUUAUUUUAUUGGCCAGUUUGUGUUUUGUUUAAGUGGUUCUGAACUGUAUAUAUGAUAUGAAUAUAACUCAUGUCAGGGCUCCAGGCGUAUGACAAUGUGGAAUCAUAAUUUUCUACCUCACUUCAUCUUUUGGCAAAUAUCAGCAAGAUUUAUGACCUGUGCGGAGUUAUUCUCUCUGUAGAUACAUGUCUUUUCCUCUGCAUUUGUUUUAAAGACAAGAUCAUAUUUCAGAUUUUUUUGUACAGUCCUUUUGAAUUUGGUAAUAUAUCUCCGUAUCUCAAAAGUAAAUGUUUUUUUUUAAAUCUUGUUGCAUUAUAUUCUUAUUUAAAACAAAUAAGAUGAAUAAAUGGACAAUACAUUUGU
Messenger RNA from Thunnus maccoyii (southern bluefin tuna), 2812 nucleotides. RefSeq names its product wingless-type MMTV integration site family, member 9B (gene wnt9b). NCBI's taxonomy places the organism in Eukaryota, Metazoa, Chordata, Actinopteri, Scombriformes, Scombridae. Gene Ontology annotation, biological process: multicellular organism development; canonical Wnt signaling pathway; cell fate commitment. The coding region runs from base 83 to 1150 and encodes 355 amino acids. The record is from RefSeq and is a predicted model, not a curated record. Gene Ontology annotation, cellular component: extracellular region. Gene Ontology annotation, molecular function: cytokine activity; frizzled binding. The transcript is spliced from 4 exons.